Gloeophyllum trabeum ATCC 11539 is the source of this 2273-nucleotide messenger RNA. RefSeq names its product Sec1-like snare protein. Gene Ontology annotation, biological process: intracellular protein transport; vesicle-mediated transport. The record is from RefSeq and is a predicted model, not a curated record. The transcript has 15 exons. Gene Ontology annotation, cellular component: plasma membrane; secretory granule. Gene Ontology annotation, molecular function: syntaxin binding. NCBI's taxonomy places the organism in Eukaryota, Fungi, Basidiomycota, Agaricomycetes, Gloeophyllales, Gloeophyllaceae. Bases 39 to 2273 code for a protein of 744 amino acids.
GCGGUAUAAUAUCUGCUGUUCGGUCGUUGCGGUGGCCAAUGUCCUCUUUGAUUUCGACCGUUCGAGCGAAAUUCUUGGAUGCUAUCCGGUCGGUCAACCCUCCUGGAAGAUGGAAGAUCCUAGUCGUGGACGAACACUCGCAGAAGCUGCUAGGCUCCGUGCUCAAGCAGUUUGACAUCCUACAAGAGAAUGUAACAUUGAUCGAGUCCAUCACGAACUACCGCGAUCCGCAGACCUUCGAGGCCAUGUACCUCCUCAUGCCGACGACGCAGAACGUCGAGCGCAUCAUUAACGACUUCUCUAACGGAAAGCAGCAGUACGCCGGCGCACACCUGUUCUUCAUAGACGGCCUCCCGGAACACCUUUUCGAACGCUUGACUUCGUCACCUGCGGAGCCCCACCUGCGGUGUCUGCAAGACCUGUACAUUAACUUCUGGGCCAUCGAAGCCCAAGCGUUCUCCCUGAAACAGCCGGGCCUCUUCUUCAGCUUCUUUAGCCCCCCGCGCAACGAGUCCGCAUACAAGCCCGCGCGCGCGCGAUUAGAAGAGGACGUGCGCUUCGCCGCCAAAUGCAUCGCGAACCUCUGCAUCACCCUCAAUGAGUACCCCUACAUACGAUAUUACAUGCCGCCCCACCACCCGCCGCUCGGCGCACUCAAGCCGCACGUGGACACCCGGCCUCCGCCCCCGCCAGAGGCGGCGGGGCGCUGGCGGACGCAGCUCGCGCGGGGUUCGGAGGCCCGGGCGUACGAGUCCGUCGAGACGGAUUUUCUCACGAAACUACUCGCGUUUAGCGUACAGGAUGCCCUGGACGAGUAUAAGAGGAAUAACUCUGAUUUCCCGAAGAAGUCGGAGCGCGGACGCGCCACGCUCAUCAUCACAGACCGGUCGAUGGAUAUGAUGGCUCCCUUUAUCCACGAAUUCACAUACCAAGCCAUGGCGAACGACUUACUCCCUAUAGAGGAUGGGACGAAAUACACGUACAAGUUCCAGUCUUCUUUGGGGUCCUUUGAGAACAAGACGGCGACGCUAACGGACGAAGAUACUGUUUGGACGGAUGUCCGGCAUAUGCACAUGCGCGAAGCGAUUGAUAAGCUCAUGGCGGACUUCAAUAAGUUUAUGCAAGACAAUGGUGUCUUCCAGGGGGAGGGAGCAGCGAGUCUUACAGACAUGAAGGACAUGCUAGCGAACCUGCCGCAAUACCAAGAGCAGCGCGAGAAGUUUUCCCUUCACCUGAAUAUGGCACAAGAAUGCAUGGCCAUAUUUGAGAAAGACAAGCUGCCCGCUGUAGCCAACGUCGAGCAGUGCUGCGCUACAGGCUUGACUGCCGAGGGCAAGAGUCCCAAAAACCUGGUUGAAGAGAUGGUCCCCCUCUUAGACAGCCGAGAAGUUAUCAACCUGAACAAAGUGCGCAUCGUUGCGCUUUAUAUUCAGUACCGGGAUGGUGUUCCGGACGAGGAUCGGCGACGACUAUAUCAGCAUGCGAGGCUGUCUCUGCCAGAACAGGAUGCUGUCAAUGCCCUCGUACACAUGGGUGUCCGAAUUAGUAGGGGAGCGUCCGAUCGCGACACAAAGAAAAAGAUCAAGCAGAAAUCGUCUCAGGACGAGGAGUACGAGUUGUCCCGAUUCAAACCUCUAGUGAAGACGAUAGUUGAGGACCAAGCUGCGAACAAGCUCGACCCGUCGAUGUUCCCGUACGUGAAGGACGCGCCUAUGGCCAACGCUCCUGCUGCUGCGAGUCUGCGUUCCGCGCCUCCCCAGGCAACCUCCCUCCGAAGUGCCAAACCGAGCUGGCACAGGGCGGCCAAGCCGGGUGGGGCAUCUGGGGCUGAUAACCGACAGCGUCUGCUGUUGUUCGUUGCUGGCGGUAUGACUUACUCGGAGAUGAGGGAGGCGUAUCUCCUGUCCAACUCGCUGAACAAGGAAAUUAUCAUUGGAUCUACCCAUGCAGUAGCUCCUCGACAGUUCGUCGACGACCUCAAGGUUCUGGAACUGGGCGGGGUCGGAUCCAAGCACAUUCCGAAUGGCUUACCCGAGCAUAAGGGUGGUCAGCGGACCUUCCAAGAAUAUUACGAUGAGAAGUACUUCUCUCGAGAUGCCCCACCACCUCAGCGUCCAGCUGCCCCGCCGGCUUCAAAGAAAGAGGAUCGCAGCAGGCUUACCAGGCCCUCACAGACGUCCUUCGCUGACUCCACGAUAUCGGUAAACAGCAUCAGCGGGUCAAGCGUGCAGAAGGAAGAGAAGAAGAAGAAGAAAGGGCUGUUCCGAUUCUAA